CUCUAUUUGCAUGUGAAAACUAGUAUCCACGCCCUGUUCUGAAUUCCCAGGUCUACUCAUGUAGGGACACUUCCGAGGAAAGUCCUUUGUUACUUUUAGGAGGGGAAAGCACUGCUGCUUCUAGAAGCAUAUGAGAAUAAUUUCAAUUUAUUUAUUUUUUUUGACAUAACAUAGACAUUGAAAAAAGCCACAAUGUACUGGGAAUUUCCAUGAGGAUUUGGCUGUUACUGACAAACCUAAAGAGGGGUGUAGCGUAUCAGUGCACAGAUGGAGUCCCAGCUCUCCCUUCUCUCCUCCCUGAAUGGAGAUCUCCGGCAGGAGGACUUCAUACAGCCCCACUACAAGGAGUCCUACCGGAUAGCUAUCGACACCCUGGUCAGCGAAGGGCAGGAGAAGUACCAGGAGGUCCUCAAGGAAGAGCAAAUUGGUGACUUUCUGUCCGAGCGGGAAAUCCUCUUCAUCAAGGAGCGCACCAGGCUGCCGGUCACCACCAGCAGCCCCAGCGAGGAGGUCAAUGGCUGCCCCGAAAAUACGUCCUCUUCUGGGACAUACUGGCCCAUGAACUCUGACGUGGAGACACCCGACCUGGAUCUGGGUUGGCCUGAGUGCUCGAAGCUGAGCGCGGGCACCAACAUCGAGCUGCUCUUCCACCCGCCCCGGCUCAACAGUCCCACCAUCAAAGAGGUGAUCCGGAAACAGGUUCAGGAUGCUCGGCAGGUGAUUGCCGUUGCAAUGGACAUGUUCACAGAUGCGGAUAUACUCAAAGAGCUCGCUGAUGCCUCAGCAAGGGGAGUCGCAGUUUACAUUCUUCUGGAUGAUUUUGGCCUCCAAAGCUUUCUCACUAUGGCAGAGAAGCAGGACAUCCAGAUACAGAGACUAAGGAACAUGAGAGUGCGCACGGUGAAAGGACAUGAGUACCUCUGCCGAUCUGGAGCUCGAUUUCACGGGGCGAUGGAACAGAAGUUUCUAUUGGUGGACUGCCAGACUGUGCUGUUUGGCUCAUACAGCUUCACAUGGUCAUUUGAGAAGAUCCACCUCAGUAUGGUGCAGGUGAUCACAGGUCAGCUGGUGCAGCUGUAUGACGAGGAGUUCCGGACUCUUUUCGCUCGCUCCACCGUUCCGGCCGUGCUCUGCCCCGCGGAGGGCCGGGCCAAUGGGCACGGCCCGGCGCCGGGGUUCAAGACCCAGUGUGGCCAGGCCUUCGAGAGGAGCGACCAACUGAGGCACACACUGGACACGGUCUACAUGAAGGCCUGCGGAAAAGGGGUGAGGGAGGAGGAGCCGCUCGACAGGCUGCCUGCGGAGCCGAGGCCCGCGUACAACCACGGCGCUAACGGCCGCGGCCGCCCUCAGCACCUGCAGCCCCCUGACGCGCUGGGCUUCCUGAAGAGGCACAGCUAUGCGGGGGAGAGGCAGGAGGCCUCCUUCGUCCCCACCCACCCCAAGUACGGCGCCAGCAACUGGAACGUGUCCGGAGAGGGGGCUCAAUGGCAUGCGACUCCCGGAAGAAACGAACACUUCUCCAGGGGCAUGGGGGACCCCCUGCAGGUGCCCAAGCUGGGACAGGUGUACGGGAGAGGCAACGCCAACUUGCGCCAGUCCUUCCAUGGCAACGACAAGCACAUUCUCUCCAUGCAGCAGAACCUGCCCAGCCUGGACCGCACCACUAAGUCUUUCCUUCGCACCUGGCGGAUCGAGUCGUACCUCAACAACAAAGACGUGCCCUUGGGGGAGUCCACAGACUACCUGGACCAGUACGAGGCGCUGGACAGCAAGCCCAACUCCUACAUGUCCUCACGCCUGCGAUCCUCCAUUAUCUUCACAUCCACCAUCCCCGAGCAGCCGGAGACCAACAGCAACUCGCACAACUCCUCUGGCGCGAUGCCCUUCAACGCGCCCGCCGCCACGCCCUUUUACUCCUCCAUGCAGUGGCAGCCCACCUCGCAGAUGGACAACAGGAUGAGGCAGGACGAGUAUAUGAUGAAGAGGCGGAGCCUGCAGAUUCUGGAAGACCCUCGAAAUAAUCUGGGCAUCCCAGGUCGGGAUGCAUACCAUACCUCAUACACCAGCCUGGGACGUGCCAAGGGGGGUCUGUCGCAGAAAAGCCCGGAUGUCCUCCAAGAGGACAUGUAUAAACGGCACAGUGUGGCUGAUCCCAGGAUGAACAUGCAGUACAGUGGCAGUGAAGAGCCUCUGCCCAGGCAUGGGUACGGCUUGGCAGGGCGGGGCCUGGGUGAGAGACGGGCUCUGGACGACCGAGGGGCUGGAAUGCAGCGUCCGUCCUGCAACCUCAAGGAAGACAAGAGGUCCGUCUCCCACUACAACGUCAAGGAGGCGGAGAUCAAUAGCUUCCAGCCCCAGAUGUGGCAAGAGCCGCCGUCCAGGACCGUGUCGGUUUCGGCCCUCAGCGUGAGCGAGAAGGAACCCCUGCCCAAGUCCCCUAAUCUGGGCUCGCCGCGUUUCUUCAAAAAGAGCACCAAGAAAAUAAAAUCGCUGCUCAACAUACCGGAGAAAAAGGGCAGCUCGUCUCAUAACAAAUCUGGGUCCAACCUGAAAGCAGAAGGCAGCUCGGACACCCUGAUAUCCGAGGACCAGGGACAGGCACCGGGGAAGGAGAGGGGCGUUUACCUCUCCGUGAAGGAAAACCACUUCUCCAGUAAUGCGGGAAAGUCAUCUUCUCCGCGUUUCAGCACAGAGGACCUGGAACAAAACGGCGCCACCCCUUGGCGGGGGACGCACAUGACCAGAGUCCAAAAAGACCAGUCAAGCCUGGGUGUGGAGCCCAGACCCAGAAGCCAGAGAGAGAAUCAUCUGUACACCCGCUUUGAACCUUUCUGUGCCUUGGAGAAGAAGCAACCUCCUUCAGAUCAUUUGAGGAAGCUCACCACCCACGCGCAAGCUUCGGAGAGCUCAAGGACUGUCCUCAGCCACACUAGAGGGAGCCCUCCUGGGGAACUCUACAGCAGCUCAGGGACUCACACACACACAACUCCCCAUGACAAUAAGCUAGGCCGCUUCAUACAGCGCGUGGGACAUUUACUUCAUAAAAAAUAAGUGAGGAGUCAAAUUACCCAGGACAAGCAGAAGGGUUUCUGCGGUGCUAAAAGAGGGAGACAAUUUUGCACCCAGAUUAGGGAAUGCAACAACCACUUUAUCUUCAUAAAAGCCACAUAAAUAUAUUUAUUUUCAGAAUUAUUAAUGUUUACAUUGAGAAAUGAACCAUCCCCGACCCUGCUCCCAGUUUAUUAAAAAAGGAAAACAUAUUUGCUCACAAACCAUACAAACAGCCCAUGGGUUAAAUCUAGUCUACAGUUAGCGGUGAUUCUAUGUAGUUAGUAAUUAAAUCAUUAUUUUUGGAACACUACCAAAUAAGAAGGUAGGGGGACUGGAAUUUGUUUCCUCAGUUUUAGCAGGAUCUCCCAUGGUAUAUGUACAGUAAUACUGCCUUCAGUUAUCUCUGUAGGAGUCAGAGAAAAUAAACCCGAUCUGUGGUGUCUGCAGUUAUGCUUGCACAUCCAGGUGUUUAGUACAGUAGCACCAUUAAUUCAUCUCUGUAGAACUAAUGUUACACUGGAAAUUAGGAUGGGCGCUAUAUGGGUGGAAACAACACACACGCACACAUCUCUAAACCAGAUUUUAAGCAAAACAUUUGAAUAAAUGUCAUUUGAAUAAAUGUUCUUUUGAGAACAAACACGUUGGAUCUCAGCCCAGUUGGUUCACACAUUGUGGAGACACUGCACACUCUCUGAAACAUAUACCCAGCUGUUUUUCUACUGCCACUGCAGGUAGUCGUGUCCUCUGAAGAAAUGAUUAGUGUUUGCUUGCUGUGCAUGUCAUGUAUUUGUUUGUUUUUUUAGCAACACACGUUUAAAGCAAAGAAUGAUGGAAGGCCAGAUGCAUCAUACUUCUCUACCUCUGUAAGUUUAAUUCACAAGGUUUUGGUUUUAAGGUAUUCGUGCUUCAAAAUCCUCCACUGCAAGGAAUGGCCAGUGUAUUAAAGAAUAUUAAAAUAAAUAUUGCAUAAAUACAUUAAAGAAAGAUUGUCAUUGUAUUGUUAACCCUCCUGUUCUGUUCAU
Messenger RNA from Anguilla rostrata (American eel), 4076 nucleotides. RefSeq names its product family with sequence similarity 83 member B (gene sack1b). Lineage: Eukaryota; Metazoa; Chordata; Actinopteri; Anguilliformes; Anguillidae. Bases 268 to 3054 code for a protein of 928 amino acids. Gene Ontology annotation, cellular component: membrane; cytoplasm. The transcript is spliced from 5 exons. The record is from RefSeq and is a predicted model, not a curated record. Gene Ontology annotation, molecular function: protein kinase binding. Gene Ontology annotation, biological process: signal transduction.